Cololabis saira (Pacific saury) is the source of this 4078-nucleotide messenger RNA. It is a transcript of the gene ap4b1, whose product is annotated as adaptor related protein complex 4 subunit beta 1. Gene Ontology annotation, molecular function: clathrin binding. The record is from RefSeq and is a predicted model, not a curated record. Lineage: Eukaryota; Metazoa; Chordata; Actinopteri; Beloniformes; Belonidae. Gene Ontology annotation, cellular component: clathrin adaptor complex; membrane coat. The transcript has 13 exons. Gene Ontology annotation, biological process: intracellular protein transport; vesicle-mediated transport. Bases 261 to 2708 code for a protein of 815 amino acids.
AGGAAGAAGAAGUGCGGAAAUGCACACGAUGUAAACAAGCCAGUCAUCCAUGUAGUUUGGGAGCAAAUACAAUUUCCACCUUAAGUCCCAUUUGCCAAUUUAUUUAAGAUUAUUCGAUCCAUGUGUUUAUAUGUAGCAAGUGAUAUAGGCGUAGAUGAUGUUAUACUGAAAAAUUUCCGCUGCGUUUUUGCGUAUGUGCGAGCAGAAGAGACUGGUUACUGGCAUCUUCUCCCUUUAAAGCUCGUCUGUGUUCGGUCACAAUGCCGUAUCUGGGGGGCGAGGAGACGGUCAGGGAACUGAGGAGGGCCCUCUCCAACCCCAACAUCCAGUCUGACCCCCUGCGGUACAGGAGCACCGUCCUCAAAGUCAUCAGGGCAAUGUCUCAAGGUGUGAAUGUGUCGGGUCUGUUCAGUGAGAUGGUGAAAGCGUGUGCCACGGUAGAUGUAGUCCAGAAGAAGCUGGUCUACAUCUUCCUGUGUUCGUAUGCCACUUUAAACCCAGAGCUUUCCCUGCUGGUCAUCAACACCCUGAGGAAAGACUGCCAGGAUCCAAACCCCAUGGUCCGCAGCCUGGCCCUGAGGAACAUGACCAACCUCCGGUUGCCCAGCCUGGUGGAGUACGUGGAGCAGCCUCUGACUGCAGGACUUCGAGACAGAGCUGCUUCUGUACGACGUGUUGCUGUGCUUGGCUGGGCCAAACUGCACAAUCUGCAACCCAGUUCUGACAUAGAUGCUGCUGUGGUGAACGAGCUGUACAACUUGCUGAGGGACCCAGAUCCAGUAGUGAUGGUUAACUGCCUCCGAGCCCUGGAAGAGAUCCUAAAACAGGAAGGGGGAGUCGUUAUUAACAAACCCAUCACCCAUCACCUCCUCAACAGACUGAAGGAGUGUGACAUUUGGGGUCAGUGUGAGGUGCUGAGGGUUCUUCAGCGCUACCGGCCCCAGUCGGAGGAGGAGCUCUUCGACAUCCUGUCCCUGUUGGACGCCUCCCUGGUCAGCGCUCACCCUCCAGUCAUGGCCGCCACCCUCAGCCUUUUCCUGAUCCUGUGCUCUGGCCUGCCUGCGGUCAGUCUGGCGGCCCUUGAACGGGUAUGCGGGCCCCUGCUGGCUGCCUGCGGUAGCGGCUCGAGAGAGAUGAGGUUUACGGCCCUCUGCCACAUACAGUUGCUUUUGCGUUCUGUGCCUGGCCUGAUGGGGGCGCACUACAAACGCUUCUUCUGUGGCUAUGCUGAGCCCGACUACAUCAAGCAAAGGAAGAUGCAGGUGCUGGUGGAGCUUGUGAAUGAUGACAAUGUUGUAAUGUUACUGGACGAGCUGAAGGGAUACUGCACUGAUGUCAACACUGAGACGGCCCAGGCUGCUAUCUCAGCUAUAGGUUGCAUCGGCAGAAGCUACAGUGACCGAUGUCUGGAGAUCCUUACUGGGCUGCUUGGCCUCAAACAAGAUCACAUCACUUCUGCGGUGGUGCAGACGAUGCGUGACCUGGUCUGGGUGUGUCCUCAGUCUAGCGAGACAGUGUGUUUUGCCCUGGAUGGUUGUGAGGAGACACUGCAAGAGUGCCAGGGCAGGCAGGCCUUGCUAUGGCUGCUGGGCAUCUACGGGGAGCGAAUCUCCAGUGCCCCAUACACGUUGGAAGUGUUCAUCGACGGCGUGAGGAGUGAGGCUUCUGUGGGAGUAAAGGCAGAACUGCUGACGGCCACCAUGAGACUGUUUCUGUGCCGACCUGCUGAGACACAAGACAUGCUGGGAAGACUGCUACACUACUGUAUAGAGGAGGAAACAGACAUGUGCGUGCGUGACCAGGCCCUUCUCUACUACCGCCUGCUGCAUUGUGGCAUAGAAGAGACGCGGAAGGUCCUCCAAGGUCGGAGGUCAGAUCCUUCUCUGGGCGUUUUGAUUGGCCGCCCUGCAGAGCCCAUCAGUCAGUGGGCAUCUAGUUUUAACACUCUAGAGCCUUUGAGACAGGGCACUUUAAACACAGACUCGUCCAGCAGAGAAAGCCCUGAACACGUGGCCUCAAAACUGGAGCCAAACGUUGACUUCUGCGACACACUGGACUGUGGCCACAUUGAGUCGGUUCUUCCUGCCUCAGAUGGUGGGGCUCAACACUCAGGCUCCUCCCGUGAAGGCCUGGCCUCCAGCAAUGUGGCUCCCCUUAAUUUGUCCCUCUCCCCGAGUGUCAGCCCAGAGGAGUUUGAGCGGCUGUGGCUGCAGCGACACACUUUGCAUUCUGAACAAGGCACUGAAGCAACUGAAGAGGGAGAGGAUUGUGUGUGGAUAGAAGAGUGCAUCCGCUGCCGGGUCGUACCUCACCGCUCCCCUCAAAGCCUGCAGGCUGCCAUGCAGCUGGUCAACAUCCAGACGCUGGCCUUCACGCCGCCGCACACGCUCCCCUGGAGGGUCUUCCUGUACACGCACACCCAGCACACGCGCGCUGCAAGCACACCCAACACCACACUUAUCCUCGGGGAGCUGCUGUACACCGGAGAGGCACAUCAGAAACUGGGAGCACAGGAAGGCACCACUGAGGAAGACGUGGAUGCAAAGGAGGAAGUGGAGGCAAAGGUUGAAGAACUAGAAAGGACACAAGAUGGGAAAGAAGAAAUAAAAGUGACUCUAAAGCAGCAGCCCAGAGAUGCUGAAGCCGUGGAGGGAUUCCUCUCAAUCCUUAGCAGCGUGCUGGACACGCUGUCCUCAGAGAAGGCUUAGACGAAUCCCCCACACCGACUUUCACAGGCCUGUUGGUUUGUCUUACGUCUCCUCCCACUUACUUGUCCAAGUCCUGCGCUAAACACACGUGUAAAACAUUACCUUGAAGAAAUCGGUGUUGGAAACUUUUUAGUCUAAUACAUCUGUGUAAACUUUGUUACUUUUCAUCCUGGAGGAGGAUAUACAUGUAUUAUGGAAAUAAAACAACAUUUUCCAUCAUUUAGAGUCACAUUUGGGCACCUAAAGGGAUUUUUUAUUUAAAAACUCAAACAUAACACAACCUUGCAACCUUGUUACGUCUUAAAAUGUGUAAUUCAGCGAGCCAAUCAUAUUCGCAGGGUACUGUGACAUCACAGAUCAGAACUCUCCAGCUUCUCAUCUUUAUUUUCACCCAAAAUGUCAAAUUGUGCUGUUGAUGUACCUCAGAGGAGAUUUUAGCUCUUUGAUUUACCAUUACAGGUGGCGUUUCAAUAUCUGUUACUUUUACAUGAACAAGUUGAAUUUCUUGAAAUGAUUGUCUGCUUUGCAUUUUAUGUCAAAUUCUCAUCAAUUAAUGAAUUCAGCAAGCCUAAAAAAUCAAAAGGUUGCUCUUCCAGCACUCUCACUUAAUGUUCUGUCAAGUUCAGUCAAGUUCAGAGGAACCAGACUAAUUACUGUAUCUAAGAGUGAAAUAAUUAAACUGCUGUUGAAUAUCCAAUGUAGUGCAUCUGCAGAAGGAUAUCAGAUCAACCAAAUGAACUUGUGGGUAUGUUGUGGCACUUGUUUUGUCUCCAGCAGUAUCAAGUCUCAACAAAAAAAGGUAUUUUUCCAUGAGGCCUUAUUGUCUUAGUACAUGAACACCAAGCUAUUACUGAUGUUAUUGUACUGAAAAUGCCUUAUUACAGCUUUGAAAGGGAACUGCUGGGUCAUAUUUGAUUAUUUAAAAGGAUAAAUUAUAUGUACUUGUGUCUUAUGUCAUCACUUUUUAAAAUAAAACUAGCAAAUGCAGGCUAAAAAUAAAGUGAAGCAGAGUUUUGUGGAUUAAAAUAUCAACGGACUGUUUUUGCUCCACAUAGCUGCUGAGUAAUGUCCGUCCUUCAGCCUCAUUUACACAAUAGAGCUUUCUGGUGCCAAACUCUAAGCAGAAAGAUUUGAUUUUAAUCAGGCCUCUCGUCACACAAGUCUAACCUGAAACAUUCAUCAGUUUUUAACUGAAUUAUCUACCGCUGCAAAGACCAACUGACUGGCAGAGAAGGAAGUAUGAUCCUAUUUUUGACUCGUCUGCAACUAUUCAGCUAAAUUUUUGUUUUUUCUCUUUUAACAAGUGUGCAAUUUUUAUGCAAAACUCAACACUACGUAUUGCCGGUCUUUAAUCAAAACUGCAGGUGAAG